Molecule: messenger RNA, 1434 nt
Organism: Apiotrichum porosum
Lineage: Eukaryota; Fungi; Basidiomycota; Tremellomycetes; Trichosporonales; Trichosporonaceae
Gene: PAC1
Product: protein with putative role during mitosis
Exons: 8
Coding region: 1-1434 (477 amino acids)
Molecular function (GO): protein binding
Source: RefSeq, a predicted model, not a curated record
AUGUCGUCGUCGAUGCUGUCAGACAGGCAGAAUGAGGACCUGCAGCGCUCGAUGCUGUCCUACCUGCAUGCGUCGGGCAUGCACGACACAUAUCAAGAGCUCAUUCGAGAGUCUGGCAUCACCGACUUUGACCCGACCGAUCCAAAGGCAAAAUGGGUCGGCCUGCUCGAGAAGAAGUGGACCAGUGUGAUUAGACUGCAAAAGAAGAUUAUGGACCUCGAGUCGCGCAACGCCGCGCUGGUCGCGGAACUGGCAUCGCCGACGCGCGCCACGGCAGGCUCGAGCAGCAGUGCACCCUUCCUCCCGCGCGCGCCUGCCCGCCACACCUUGUCGUCCCACCGUGCUCCCAUUACCCGUGUCGCGUUCCACCCCACUUGGACAGUGUUGGCCAGUGCGAGCGAGGACUCGACAGUCAAGAUCUGGGACUGGGAGAGCGGCGAGUUUGAGAGGACCGUCAAGGGCCACACCAAGUCGGUCUCGGACGUCGACUUUGACCCCAAGGGCAACAUCCUAGCGACGUGCUCGACCGACCUGACAAUCAAGCUGUGGGACCCAGCAAACGAAUACAAGAACACAAAGACGCUCCACGGCCACGACCACUCCGUGUCGAGCGUUAGGUUUAUGCCUACGGGCGAGCAGUUGAUAUCCGCAUCGCGCGACAAGACCAUUCGCGUCUGGGAGGUGUCUACAGGCUACUGUGUCAAGACACUGACAGGCCACGCCGAGUGGGUCCGCGAGGUCGUGCCGUCCGACGACGGACGGUGGCUUAUCAGCGCGUCAAAUGACCAGACUGCCCGCGUGUGGGACUUCGCCUCGGGAGAGACCAAGGUCGAGCUGCGCGGCCACGACCAUGUUGUCGAGUGCGCCGUCUUUGCCCCCGUCAACGCAUAUGCGGCUAUCAGGGAACUGGGUGGCCUCACCGUCGCCGCCGGCGACACGCGCGCCAAGGCGCCUGGAGCGUUUGCCGCCACUGGGUCACGCGACAAGACCAUCAUGGUGUGGGACACGGUUUCGGGCCAGUGUGUGCGGACGCUGGCCGGGCACGACAACUGGGUGCGCGCACUCGUCUUCCACCCUUCGGGCAAGUACCUCCUCUCGGCGUCGGACGACAAGACAUUGCGCGUCUGGGACCUGGCGACGGGCCGGUGCGUCAAGACGGUGGACGCCCACGGCCACUUUGUGACCACGCUGGCGUGGGGUCGCGCGACGGUCGGUGGCGGUGGCGGAGCGGGAGCGGGAGCAGGAACAGGACCAGGCGGAGCAGGAGCAGGAGCAGGCGGCGGCGACGGCGGCGAGAAGGACAAGGCGAAUGGCAGCGGAGCGGGCAAGGACGAGCCCAGGAGGAUAAACGUGAUUGCGACCGGUUCGGUCGACCAGACUAUCAAGAGCCGACGAGAGACCAGGUCACUGACUCGCCAGAUCUGGACACCAUAG